UCUCGGGUCAGGUCAUGGGCCGGUCUGUGUAGCUGGCGGGUACCCGAAAAAACCCGUUAAAGCUUUUUUUUUUUUUUUUUUAAUCUGGAAUCUACCAUAGUGGUUGGGAUUUAUUGGCUUUCACUAUUCCCCUUGUGUUGCAGCCAUUUACUCUCUCUCUUCUCCUCCCUCUCUCUCCCCUCUCUCUUCUCCCCUUUUCUCUGGUUUUCUUCUGCCAAAAUUGUUAGUCAGGUUAGUUGUUUUUGAUGAUUUUGUGAUUUUUAGGGCUUAGUUUUAUAUAAAUAAGUUGUUUGUAGAUAAUUGUUUCUAGCUAAUUUACUCAAUUUUGUAUUUUGGUGGAUUGUGUAAAACUGUAAAUACAUUUAUGUUGAAGGUGAAUGCGAAUUCUUAUUGUUUUUAGCCGAAUGUGGUUGCAUUGGACUUUGUCGCCGAGUUCAGGUUUUUUUGUUUCAAUUGAGUGAAAUUUUCUGCUGCUAUAAUAAGUUGUAUUGUGGAUAUGUGUAUAAAAAUGUUGUUUUUGCACAUAUUUGAGGACUAUUAACUAUAAUAUUCUGUUCCUCUCUCUCUCGUAUUUUCUGCCUCCUCCUCUUCCUCCUCAAUUUCUUCCUCACUUUCUUCCUCUCUUCAUCUCCAUUAUUGUUGAAUCAAGAAAUUCCAUUAACAUAGUUACUCUAAGGUAUAUUCUAGGUGGAUAUGACUUUUUAAUGUAUAUGCACGAAUGUCAAUGCAUGUUAUUUAUGAAAUUGUCAUUUGAUAUACGAGUACAAGAAUUAAGAAUUUGUUUAUCAAGGUUAAAAAAUUGUAUUUCCUCCCAUAUGGUCGCUUUAUUCGUAUUUAUUUCCUUUUUCUUAUAUUUGGUAGACACUAAAUGAGCGAUUUCCACAAAUGUUAUAUCAUAAAAAAAAAAUAGUUUUAAAAUCAACGUGCAAGGAAUUACUUAUAGGCUUAGAGCAUUUAUGGUAAUCGCUCCACACAGUUAAUAAAAAUAAUUAAAAAUAAAAAAAAAUAGUUUGGUUUUGCCGUAGGUGAAAUGAGUGUAGUAUAUAGUAUGUACGGGGUAGAACCUAACAACUGAAAAAGUCAGUGGCCUUGUUAAUCGCCCUGUAUCACACUACUGACUUACAAAUUUUAUAGAAACGAAAAACUCUUAUUUUUAACGCUUUGUGGGAGUCUCUGAAUGCUCAACCCAAGAGGAAGCUAAUUCGGUCUAAGUGUGUGAGUGAAAGAAUGAGAAUGGAGAUGAAGGGGAUAUACAGAGUUAUAAAAUUCAUAUGUUCCAUUGAAUUUAUGAGAAUGAGUUUGCUGUGGCCUCUUUAUCUUGUAUUCUCUCACUUGCGCCUCUUCCGUGGGCGUCACUACUCCACCACUUUCCCAAGACAACUUGUUUUUGACAGACCCGUCUGCAUUGUCACCGGUGCUACAUCAGGCCUUGGAGCUGCUGCCACCAAAGCUCUAUCGAAACAAGGCUUUUUUGUUAUCUUGGUUGGAAGAUCAGGUCAUCUCUUGUCAAAGACUAUGGCUGAGAUCCGUAAACAGAAUGAAGAUGCUCAGCUUGAAGCGUUUGAGGUCGACUUGUCAUCCUUUUCAUCCAUUAUGAAGCUAAAGAACUCCUUGACGCAGUGGCUGUUGGAUAUGAAUCUGCAUCCUUCAAUCCAAUUGUUGAUAAACAAUGCUGGGAUAUUAGCAACAUCAUACAGACCCACUGAUGAUGGUUUGGAUGAGAUGAUGAUGACAAACUACUUAGGGGCGUUCUGUCUCACGAAAGUUUUACUACCGUUACUCAUGAACAGUCCUGUUCCAUCACGUAUAGUCAGUGUAUCAUCUUUUACGCAUCGAACGGUGAAUGAUGUGCAAGUUGAUGAGGAGCUUGUUUAUGGCAAAUCCUUUUCAAAUUUCAAGCAAUAUCCAUUUGCUCAGAUAUAUGGGUGCUCCAAAUUGUGUAUACUGCUUUUCUCAUAUGAGCUUCAUCGACAAUUUUCCAAGGACAAAGAUUCUCAACUAUCUAUCAAUGUUGCAGAUCCUGGAGCAGUGAGAACCAACAUCAUGCGGGAAAUACCACAAUGUCUUUCUCAAUUAGCAUUUGCAGUCCUAAGAUUUCUGGGAAUAUUGCACUUUCCAGAGAAAGGGAUCAGCUCAAUUCUUGAUGCAGCCCUUGCUCCACCUGAAACUUCUGGAAUGUAUUUCUUUGGUGGCAAAGGCAGGACAAUCAAUUCCUCCCCCUUGUCCUACAACAAAAUGCUUGCAAAGAGAUUAUGGGGAACGUCAUGUGAUAUUUUUCAAGAGCUGAAGCGUAUUCAUGAGAAAUCCUCGAUAUCUGUUUGUGACUAGGCGAUAAUUUAAGACAAGAUUUCCUUUGACUUGAAAAUUUUCAGCAGAAUUGAGUGAAUGGACUUGUAUAAUCAUAAUCUGAUAAUCUACAUGUUUUAUACGAUGUAUUUGAAGAACUCUUGUAUUGAGAAGUUCUUACUCAACCACCACAACAGUCAUAGGUUUGGACCAGAGCGCACUUUGUAACAAAUUUGUUAUAGUUGUCUUGAUGUUUUGUGUGAUAGGGUUAGCUUUUCCCUUGGUUCUCUCUAUGUAGUACGAGUAAUAGUUUUUAGCUUGUUGAGGACUAAAUGAUUAGUCUGUUAAUUUUAUGAGAUUUUUUUUA
Chenopodium quinoa (quinoa) is the source of this 2653-nucleotide messenger RNA. RefSeq names its product dehydrogenase/reductase SDR family member on chromosome X-like. The transcript has 10 exons. The coding region runs from base 1228 to 2328 and encodes 366 amino acids. NCBI's taxonomy places the organism in Eukaryota, Viridiplantae, Streptophyta, Magnoliopsida, Caryophyllales, Amaranthaceae. The record is from RefSeq and is a predicted model, not a curated record.